GCCUCGGUGUAUCGAGUGCGCUGCUGCGGCACCCCCGGCUCGCCGCCGGGCGCCCUCAAGCAGUUCCUGCCGCCCGGAACCACCGGGGCCGCGGCCUCCGCCGCCGAGUAUGGUUUCCGCAAGGAGAGGGCGGCGUUGGAGCAGUUGCAGGGACACCGGAACGUCGUGACUUUGUAUGGAGUCUUUACAAUCCACUUCUCUCCAAACGUGCCAUCACGUUGUCUGUUGCUUGAACUCCUGGAUGUCAGUGUCUCGGAAUUGCUUUUAUAUUCCAGUCACCAAGGUUGUUCGAUGUGGAUGAUACAGCACUGCGCUAGAGAUGUUCUCGAAGCCCUUGCUUUUCUUCAUAAUGAGGGUUAUGUCCAUGCAGACCUCAAACCACGCAACAUAUUGUGGAGUGCAGAGAACGAAUGUUUUAAACUCAUUGACUUUGGACUUAGUUUCAAAGAAGGUAAUCAGGAUGUAAAGUAUAUUCAAACAGACGGGUAUCGAGCUCCAGAAGCAGAACUGCAAAAUUGUUUGGCCCAGGCUGGCCUGCAGAGUGAUACAGAGUGUACCUCAGCUGUUGAUCUGUGGAGCCUUGGAAUCAUUUUACUGGAAAUGUUCUCAGGAAUGAAACUGAAACAUACAGUCAGAUCUCAGGAAUGGAAGGCAAACAGUUCUGCUCUUAUUGAUCAUAUUUUUGCCAGUAAAGCAGUGGUGAAUGCCGCAAUUCCAGCCUAUCACCUAAGAGACCUUAUCAAAAGCAUGCUUCAUGAUGACCCAUGCAGAAGAAUUUCUGCUGAGCUGGCAUUAUGCAGCCCAUUCUUUAGCAUUCCUUUUGCCCCUCAUAUUGAAGAUCUGGUGAUGCUUCCUACUCCCGUGCUAAGACUCCUGAAUGUGCUGGAUGAGGAUUAUCUGGAGAAUGAAGAGGAGUAUGAAGAUGUUGUAGAAGAUGUAAAAGAAGAGUGUCAAAAAUAUGGACCGGUGGUCUCUCUGCUUGUUCCAAAGGAAAAUCCUGGAAGAGGACAAGUCUUUGUCGAGUAUGCAAAUGCUGGUGAUUCCAAAGCUGCUCAGAAAUUGCUUACAGGAAGGAUGUUUGAUGGGAAGUUUGUUGUGGCUACAUUCUACCCACUGAGUGCCUACAAGAGGGGAUAUCUGUAUCAAACCUUGCUUUAAUCAGUAACCGGAGGACAGUUUCCUGUUUCUCCUCUUCCAUUUCCUGAGUUAUUGUAUUCCACAUCUGAAUGCAGGAGUACCCCUGACCAUUUAUAAGGGUACUUUGUACACUUAUGUAAUCCUACUGAUGUGCUGUCAUUCCCCGGGCAGUGACUGCAUUGCAGACCUUCGACCCUGAGGAGGACAAGACUAUACUCGGCUAUACUUUGAGGGUCUUAGAGCACCCCCGUGGACAGCCUUUAUUGUGCAGUAGGGCAGGUGCUGCUCUUCAAUAUGUAACCUAAAAUGAUAUUAUUUCCUGUGAUCCUGAAGCAAGGGUGACUAAUAUCAUGUCAUAAUGAAUAGUACUAAUGGAUUUGUUAGGGCUGGUGACAUCACUUAAGAGAUAAUUCCUUUAUGUUGUCUGAUGGUUCUUAUCGCUGGUCCAUGGCUGGCACUGGAUUUGCUCUGUAAUGCUAAGUAAUUGUCAAACAGCAAUUACCUAUGGUUCUUAACACUGAGUUGUGAAAUUUUUAAAAGGAGUACUAUAGUCCUGACUAUUCCUUUAAAGAAACUGCAGUGAGCCUAUCUACCUUUUUUUAAAUUAUUAUUACAGCUUUUAAAAUAGAAAGCUGAUGCUUGAUCUUGCACAAUUUUUAUGUCUAGGAUGUAUGCUUGAGUGUGUGUGUUGGUGUGAGAGGUUAGAGAACAUUGGAGCCUACGUACCUGAUCGUGUGAGUUUUGUAAGAUAAGACAGUCUGUACUUAUCCUUUCCCUACCUGUUUCAUACCUGUACUUUUUGAGAGAUGGUCUUUCUGCUAUACCAUACAUGACAAAAUAGUUCAUUUCUUCGAGGCUGAGAAAAACAGGAGUUUAGAUGGUAGCUGGUUGAAUUGAAACUGAAAGUGAAUCUUUAGAAACAGACAAGGUUCCCUUCGGGUAACUGGUGCCAUCCUUUCAUCUACUCUGGUCCCUGUUUUUUUAAUACUGAAUCGUCUCUGAACCUCAGAAGAGUUCUUGGUAUAUGGUCUCAUUUUCUCCUCCUUAUCCUUACAGGAAAUAGAAGUGAGACGAACAAUAUCCCAAUUAGUCUGACCUUUGACCCCAAGGACAGUUAGGAAGUGGAAGUCGAAAGGAAGGGGGGGGAACCUAAGGGAGUCUUGAGGCCCCUAGCAGGUUAAUGCUUUCCUGAGCAGAGGACUCAGAGAUGAGUCCCAGGUCUAAAUCAUUGUAAUUACAGAUUCCUGUCCCUUUAUGGUAGUUUGCCUUAGAGUCUAAAAAUUAGCUUUCCAUCAUAAAACCCUAGACAUACAAUAAAAACAAAAAUACAAAAGAUAACUUAUAUAAAGAUUAUGAAUGUUUUCCUGUUUCUUUCCUUUUUGUGUGCUGUGUGGGUUACUGAAUGGACAGUUAGAUUUUACAUUUUAGAAUUUGCGUUUUAUUUCCAUUACUUUCAGCUGUCAAACUAUUCAGGACUCUCCCUUAAUAUUGUCAUAAAGCCAACUUAGGUUUAAGAACGUCUAUUUACAAACCGCCGACAAUCGCAUGGUUCCUGUGGGUGAGUAGUAGUAUGCAGCAGGCUUCCAUUGUGUGCCCUGUGAAGAUUUGUUUCAUUCUAGCCUUUUCAGAGGUUGGUGGGUUGGUUUGUUUUCAGAUAAAAAUUUACAGGGAGAGGAUAUACCCAGUUUUUGUGGAAACUUAAGCUUUCCUAAAACAUAUGUUUGUAUGGGAGGCAACUUCCAUGAUGAUUAGAAACACCAGAUCCUACAUAUGAACACAGAAUUCAAAUGAAUCCUAGUCUGGGUUUAGGGCGUCCUUGGUGGCACAAUUUAAGUACUCAGCUGCUCACCAAAAGGUGAGCAGUUCAAACCCACCAGCUACUGUAUGGGGAAAAGAUGUGGCAGUCUGCUCCUGUAAAGAUUUACAGCCUUGUGGGAACCCUUAGGUGGCAAUUCUGUUCUGUCUCAACGCAGAGUCUCCUGCGUGGCUAGCAUUCGUUUCUUGCCCUCUAGGUUAGCAUAUGUACCUUUCACAUCCUCUCGCCACCAUUACCACCCAAAAAAGAGGAAAAAUUUUACCAAUAACUUCAGGUAUGCCUCUAAGCUUACUGAUACAAUAUGCUGCUAACAUCUUGCUGGUGAAUUCCACAGCAUUCUUUGAUCAUCUUAUUGCUUAUGUAUUCAUAAAUAUAUGUGUAGAAUUUUAUUGCAGAAGGUGUU
Echinops telfairi (small Madagascar hedgehog) is the source of this 3356-nucleotide messenger RNA. RefSeq names its product U2AF homology motif kinase 1 (gene UHMK1). Gene Ontology annotation, molecular function: protein serine/threonine kinase activity; ribonucleoprotein complex binding; RNA binding. The record is from RefSeq and is a predicted model, not a curated record. The transcript is spliced from 8 exons. Gene Ontology annotation, cellular component: neuronal ribonucleoprotein granule; nucleus. The annotation marks the transcript as partial. Lineage: Eukaryota; Metazoa; Chordata; Mammalia; Afrosoricida; Tenrecidae. Gene Ontology annotation, biological process: peptidyl-serine phosphorylation; regulation of protein export from nucleus; positive regulation of translational initiation.